This is a messenger RNA of Impatiens glandulifera, 929 nucleotides long. Its product is annotated as AT-hook motif nuclear-localized protein 23-like. The transcript has a single exon. The record is from RefSeq and is a predicted model, not a curated record. Bases 150 to 923 code for a protein of 257 amino acids. Gene Ontology annotation, molecular function: minor groove of adenine-thymine-rich DNA binding; DNA-binding transcription factor activity. Lineage: Eukaryota; Viridiplantae; Streptophyta; Magnoliopsida; Ericales; Balsaminaceae. Gene Ontology annotation, cellular component: nucleus.
CUGAUGCGCUUUCUCUCUCCAACAAAUUAAUAUAUAGAAUAAUCACUCUUUCUUUAAUCUUAUCCCACCUUCUUCAAUAGUUAUUAACAUUAUCAUAAUCUUCCCUUCUUCCUACUUUCCCCUAUUCUCUCUCUCUAUCUCUCCACAAUAUGGCUGGUUUGGACUUGGGUUCAGCAUCUUCCCAUUUCCUCAACCACUUUCAAAACCGACCUGAUCUCGAAGAUGACCCGAUCCAAUUAUCCAACGACCUAGAAAACAACAAUUCUCAAGGCGGAGAAGUGGUGGGUCGCCGCCCUAGAGGCCGACCAUCCGGAUCUAAAAACAAACCCCGACCACCGGUCAUAAUCACUAGAGAAAGCGCCAACACUCUCCGGGCACAUAUCUUCGAAAUCUCCGGCGGUUCCGACGUUUUCGAAUCCGUUUCCAACUACGCCAGGAGACAACAACGCGGGAUCUGCGUUCUCAGCGGCGCCGGAACAGUAACCGACGUUACAGUUAGACAACCUGGUGCUGCUGCCACCUCAGGAACUUCAGCUGUCGUGGCUUUACACGGUCGGUUUGAGAUCUUAUCAUUGUCGGGUUCUUUCUUACCGCCGCCGGCACCACCUGGAGCUACUAGUUUAACGCUGUAUCUAGCUGGAGGACAAGGACAGGUGGUUGGUGGAAAUGUUGUCGGACGUUUGAUCGCGGCGGGUCCGGUUAUUGUAAUUGCUGCUUCGUUUACUAAUGUGGCUUAUGAGAGAUUGCCUUUGGAGGAUGAUGAACAGAUACAGAUCGGGUCGGGUGGUGUUGGGAAUGGAUUUAAUCCGGAUCCGACUUCUGGAUUACCCUUUUUUAACUUGCCUAUGAAUAUGCCUGGAAAUAAUUCUCAGUUGUCGGGACCUGAUGGAUGGGCUAGUCCCGGUAGCCGGCCGCCCUUUUGAUACAAC